AUGGUCAAUUUAGCAGCAGGCUUGCUUUUUGGAAUCGCCAAUGCGUAUUUCGUGCCCGAUUGGGCCAACUUCUAUUCCAAGGGCCAGGUCGACGUCGUUGGUCUGUGUCCUAUCGACCUACCAUUGUCAUGUUCCAACUCCACUCCAAUUGAGAACACGUGCUGUUUCGAGAGUCCUAGCGGGUUGUUUGCUCAGACGCAAUUCUGGGACUACAAUCCAGCUGUUGGCGCAAACGAGACGUGGACGUUGCAUGGGCUCUGGCCCGACUUGUGUGGGGGUCUGUUCCAGCAGUUCUGCGAUAAGCCAUUGGAGAUCAGAAAGGGCGACUUGGAAAGAAUCAUCGUAGACGAGUUUGGCGACAAGGAUUUGUUUAAAUUGAUCCAGGAGAACUGGAAUAACCUCGGUGGAGAUGACGAGUCACUCUGGGUCCAUGAGUUCAACAAGCAUGGCACUUGUGUAAACACGAUUAAGCCCAAAUGUUACGGGCCAGACGGUAAAAAGAACCAAAACGUCUACGACUAUUUCAACCGUACCGUAUCAUUGUACACUCAAUAUCCUACGUUUGACUUCUUGGCAGACAAGGGUAUUGUGCCUUCUCUCACAGAGUCAUACACGUAUGAUCAGGUCUUGCAGGCGCUCACCGAAGGUUCCGGUAAAGAUAACGUGUUCUUCAAGUGUGACCGUAACAACGCCUUGCAAGAGGUCUACUAUUACCAUUAUUUGCAGGGCCCAUUCUCGACAGGUAACUUUGUUCAAAUCCCCUUCAAGGGCCAGUCCAGAUGUCCCCAGGAGGGAAUCCGGUUUUUCCCUAAGGGCGGUAAGAACCCACAACCUCGUCCACCUAAGGAUCCUUCAGGUAUGAGCGGCUACUUGAAGCCCAGUGGCCAUUCUGGCUGUCUCAUUUCCUCUGGUAACUACUACGAGAGUGGUACCUGUGCUAAGUUCAGAAUCGUGGCGCUGCAGUUCAAGGGCUACAACAUUCUUUCUUCGAAGGGUGUUUGUGCUAUUGACGAGCGUGGCGACUUUAGUUGUAACCACCAGAACAAGCCCUCAGAGUCUCAAUUUGGAUAUGAUAGUAGCAAGCGCACGAUUCUGUACGGCGGCAUAGACAAGUGGUGUUUGGAUGAAUCCAAUUCCUUUGGGCAUGGACGAUUCCAGCAGACACCCAUCAAGGUUUCCGAUGGAGAUUGCGAAUCCUUCUCUCUUAAGCUUGAUUGA
Australozyma saopauloensis is the source of this 1218-nucleotide messenger RNA. RefSeq lists its product as uncharacterized. Lineage: Eukaryota; Fungi; Ascomycota; Pichiomycetes; Serinales; Metschnikowiaceae. The transcript has a single exon. The record is from RefSeq and is a predicted model, not a curated record. Bases 1 to 1218 code for a protein of 405 amino acids. Gene Ontology annotation, molecular function: ribonuclease T2 activity; RNA binding. Gene Ontology annotation, biological process: RNA catabolic process. Gene Ontology annotation, cellular component: extracellular region.